GGCUAGGAGGAUCAUGAAAGCCCCAAGGCCCUCGGACCCGGAGAGGUGCUCCCAAUUGCUCCCUCUGGCGCUAGGAAGCUUUUGGAAGCUGCAGCUUUGUGAGUUGUGGAUACUACUGUUGGGUUCCAGUUUGAAUGCCAAAUCUCUGCCACACGAGGAAGACGUAGACUUUAUCAAUGAGUAUGUGAACCUCCAUAAUGAGCUCCGCAGCAAAGUGAACCCUGGAGGGGCGAACAUGCGCUUCAUGACAUGGGAUGUAGCUCUGUCACGAACUGCAAGAGCAUGGGGGAAGAAAUGUGUGUUUGAACGUAAUAAGCAUCUGGAAGAAGCACAAAUGGCCCAUCCUACAUUUAAUUCUGUUGGUGAAAAUAUGUGGGUUGGCCCUGCAAAAGAAUUUAAUGCAAGUGUUGUUAUCAGAAGUUGGUAUGAGGAAAGAGAAAACUAUACUUUUCAAAAUGACAGUUGCUCUGCAGACUGUUCUUACUAUGUUCAGCUUGUUUGGGACAUCUCUUACAAAGUUGGUUGCGCUGUGACUGCAUGUUCAACUGUUGGGAAUAUUACACGUGCUGCACUUUUUAUAUGCAAUUAUGCCCCAGGAGGAGCUCUGAGCAGAAGACCUUAUCGUGCAGGAAUAUUUUGUACCCAGUGUGAUGGACGAGACAGAUGCACAGAUCUUCUAUGCAGUAAUGCAGAUCGUGACCAAGCCAUAUAUUACCAAUUUUGGUAUCCACGUUGGGAAGUGCCCCGGCCAAUUGUGUGUGACCCACUGUGCAUGUUUGUUUUAUUAGUGAGAACAGUAUGUUUUCUGCUAUGUAUCUUGAUUGUAUUGAUUGUACAGCCUCAUUUUCCAAAUAUCUUCUUGGAAAAACAGAUGAUAUUUACCCCUGAAGAAUCGCAAGCAGAAGUAAAGGAAGAGGAAGAGAAAGAAGAAGAGAAAGAAGAAGAAGAAGAGGUAGAGGAGGAAAAAGAGGUAGAGCAGGAAGAAGAAGUAUUAUCAUAAGCCAAAAGUGUAUUAUAUUACACAAGAGGCAAAAAAGAAAAAUACACAUGAACCACUAUUGCAAUAUUUUUAUUCUCUUUACUAUAUUUAUUCAAAACAAAUUUAAAUUUGAAAAACCAAAUGCAAACAAAAUAUAUGUGUUAAAUAUAAAAUACUAAUACAUGCUCAUAGAUACUACACAUAGAUAAAGGUAGGAUAAUAGGAUCACUUUAAAAAAUGAUUUGACUAACCUAAUUAUCUUAAGAUGUCACCAGGAUAUCCUAAUAAAAGAGUAAGUCAUAUCUUCUAAAUCUGGUUCUCCCUCUGGGCUUUAAAUAUUUAUUAUAGGAGUUAAUAAGUUUCUCAACUAUUAAAUAAUAUUGUCUAUAUAAGGUGCUUAGGCCCAUUCCAGUUCAGAACAACCAUUUAAUGAAUACUGGUUGAUUUGUUUUUCUUAUUACCAUCAGAGCGUUAUUGGUGCUGCUGACAUUUUCCAUAUGAUAAUGUUUUAUUUAUCUUUAUAAUAUAUGUUGUUUGAAUGAUUUAAGUAUAUCCUGUUAGAAGACAAUUUAUAUCCUGUUACAAAAAUAAAUUUAUUAUUUCUACUCCAUGUGCAGUAUUUCAUUAAAGAUUUGCUAUAAAU
This is a messenger RNA of Cavia porcellus (domestic guinea pig), 1622 nucleotides long. It is a transcript of the gene Glipr1l2, whose product is annotated as GLIPR1 like 2. Bases 14 to 1000 code for a protein of 328 amino acids. The record is from RefSeq and is a predicted model, not a curated record. NCBI's taxonomy places the organism in Eukaryota, Metazoa, Chordata, Mammalia, Rodentia, Caviidae. The transcript is spliced from 6 exons.